AUGAAGUGCAUCGCCGCUAUCGCUCUUCUCGCCACUACGGCGUCCGCCUUUAACGCAUUCGGUGCCGCCAAGAAGGCUGCGCCCAAAAAGCCGGUAUUCUCGAUCGAAACGAUCCCCGGUGCGCUCGCUCCCGUUGGUAUCUUUGAUCCCCUCGGUUUCGCCGCCAAGGCCGACGAGUCCACCCUGAAGCGAUACCGCGAAGCCGAGCUCACCCACGGACGGGUGGCCAUGCUCGCUACCGUUGGCUUCUUGGUCGGUGAAGCCGUGGAAGGAUCUUCCUUCCUCUUUGAUGCUUCUAUCAAAGGACCUGCUAUUUCUCAUCUCGCCCAAGUGCCGACUCCGUUCUGGGUUCUCUUGACCAUUUUCAUCGGGGCCGCGGAACAGACCCGUGCCGUCAUCGGCUGGCGGGAUCCUUCCGACGUACCCUUCGACAAGCCCGGUCUCUUGAACGAGGACUACACCCCGGGUGACAUUGGCUUUGAUCCUCUCGGACUCAAGCCAACGGAUGCGGAAGAACUCAGGGUUCUACAGACCAAGGAACUCCAGAACGGACGCUUGGCCAUGCUUGCUGCCGCUGGAUUCAUGGCGCAGGAACUCGUGGACGGCAAGGGAAUCUUGGAACACCUCCUCUAAGUUUCCCGUAACGUUUGCACAAAAAUUGGGAACACACGAUACUGGUCGCCACGAAAAACGUGGAACGACAGGAAGCCUCGGAACACUAGGGACAUUCCAUAGAGACAAAACGCAAGCCAGAAGCUCUUGUUCACCGACCGGUACACACGAUACACGACUAUAAAGGAAUCCUUACUACACUU
Phaeodactylum tricornutum CCAP 1055/1 is the source of this 815-nucleotide messenger RNA. RefSeq names its product protein fucoxanthin chlorophyll a/c protein (gene Lhcx3). Gene Ontology annotation, biological process: response to light stimulus; photosynthesis, light harvesting in photosystem I. The record is from RefSeq and is a predicted model, not a curated record. The transcript is spliced from 2 exons. The coding region runs from base 1 to 633 and encodes 210 amino acids. Gene Ontology annotation, cellular component: membrane. Lineage: Eukaryota; Bacillariophyta; Bacillariophyceae; Surirellales; Neidiaceae.